GACACGAACCCAUUUCUAAGACUGAGUCUCCGGUCAAAACCCACAAAGCAAAACAAUACACCAUAAAAACAGACUUGAAGGGCGGAAGGAACCGCGCGGCAAGCUCAUCGAAACCCUUCUACUAAGCCCAUUUACACGGGUUCGCGCUGUACUUGUACCUACAGCGCCAGGCGCACCGGAGCUUCUUGCCAGUUUUACGCGCGUGCGCGCAACCCGCGUCGAAAUGGACGCCCUCGAAGACUACCACGCCGUCCUCACAACCCUCUACUCCCUCCUCUCACCUAUCCUCUACCCAACCCUCCGCUUCCUAAACUGGGCACGCACCCUCCUCCUCCCCCUCCUCCGCCCUCUCCUCCUCCAACUCACCAACGCCGCGCACGACUCCCCCGCCAUCGUGUCCCUGGGCGUGUUGCUGGUGACGCUGUACAUCUCGAUGCGGGUGAUGGGGUUUAUGCAAAGGAUGGUUGCGUUUGGGGCGCGGCUUAUCUUUGGGUUGGUGUUUUAUGGCGCGAUUGUCGUGGGGGGGAUGAUGGUUUAUCAGAGGGGCGUGGAGAGGACGGCGAGUGAUGUGCUCGGGUGGGUGGGGGAGGUGCAGAGGAUUUGGGUGAGGGAGUAUGGGAGGUGGGAGGAGGUGCAGAAUCAGGCUUCGGGGGGGAGGCAAAGGGGGGGGAGGGAGAGGUGGUGA
Pseudogymnoascus verrucosus is the source of this 685-nucleotide messenger RNA. RefSeq lists its product as uncharacterized. The transcript is spliced from 2 exons. Lineage: Eukaryota; Fungi; Ascomycota; Leotiomycetes; Thelebolales; Thelebolaceae. The record is from RefSeq and is a predicted model, not a curated record. The coding region runs from base 224 to 685 and encodes 153 amino acids.